CCAAAUAACUCGACUCAGUAUGCAGCGAUGACUAAAUGUCUGGAGCAACCACCGCUAGAGAGAAACACAGACUGAGCAACCCAGCCUCAGGAAGGACAAGAAACUUUGUACAGGGCUCAGCUUACCUCUCGAAUAUUUGGGACGGAAGAACGGCUCUCAUCUUGUGAGGAGCUGAAAGCUGCUACCUCACAGCCAUGAGUUCCCAGACAAGCUAUGGCAGCAGCAUGCUGUUCCAGAGUAUAAAUGAGGACCUGAAUGCAUCGUUGGCUACAGCAGAUGAGUUAUCCAGAGAGUUCAACUCCCUGCUGAAGGAGGCCUCUUCCAACGACAACAACACCACGUCUGGGUCUAAGACGAGCUCUACAAAUUACAGAGAGAAGCCUCUGUCCACCGAGCUGUCUAACACCUCCACCACUAUUAGGGAGUCAAGUGGCAGCAGUAAUGGCAGCUUCAGUUCCCAGCCUAUCUCCUCAAGCUCAACAACUUUCCAUCCCGUGGACUCCCUCAUCUCCAGCAAUAAAAAAACAUCCUCCUCUUCUGUCUCCUCCAUCAGCCCACUCUCAUCCCCUAAGAUCCACAGGGAGUCACACUCUCCCCUUCCUCGAGCUGGAUCUGAGAGCUACUCGUACAGCCAGCAGAGCCCCAAGCACUCACCUCACACCCCAAGACGUAAUCCCCCUUCUAAUUAUGACAGGAGCCCACGAGGCUCAAUCAGUUACAUCGAGAGGAGCCCCUCCCCGAACCCCACAGCUGUUUCUUUUGACCAGUCAUCUCGGUCUGGCUCAGUCCACUCCUCUGGCAACCUGCUGAACCCUUAUGACAGCAGUCAGAUGGGCCGCAGGUCGCCUCGGCCAGAGAGAAGCCCCUCUCCUUUGUCCUUCAAUUAUACAAUGUCCAGCACGCUCCCACGAAAUUUUGGCGGUUUCAGGGAACCUGAAGAGGGUGUGCAGUGGCAAAAGAGUCCUGGCAAGUGGAAUGAGACAGAUCUGGACGUGUCCUACGAGAGGAAACCUCACCAUACCUAUGACAAGACAGAGUGGAUACGGCCGUCUGUGCCAAAUAGUAGCUGGAGAGAAUCCAACCUUGAUGGCCCUCCUCCAGCCCCAAGCCCCAAAAAGGAUCCUCGCUCUCUUCAGUUUUCCCAGGGCUCUCUCCCCCGUAAUGCACGUAUAUCAAUACCUCCAGAUGUUUCGUCCCCAUCCCACUCCCCUUUCCACCCUCAGCCCAUCAUCUCCCGUAUUUCAAUACCUCCAACAUCUACCCAGUCCCGUCAGCGCAGGCCCAUCCCUCUUUCUGUCAUCAUGCGUCUCCAAAACCCCCACUGGGGAGCGAUGAUGACCCACCACCCCAGAGCCCUGGGAGGAGAAGGUGAUAUGACACCUUACCUACCAGCUGUACCCUUCCCAAGGGAAUUCUCCAACCACCCUGUAUUCCACCCACAGCAACCCCCCCCUGAGCUGAGACAACCAGCCAUAUACAGUGAUGUGCUGAACCCAGGGGAUAUAGAUGCAGAGUUAGAGCGGCUCGACUUUGUUCAUUACAUGCCUGUGAUUUCGGAGACUCCCAGCUCACCAGAGGGCAGUAUGAAGGUUGAGCAGGGCGUACCUCCAGCUCCCCGGCCCCUCAGCCCCACCCGACUACAGCCAGUGGUGGCUCCUGAGGCCCAGAGCCAGGAGAUUCCUAACCUGGAGGAGCUGCUCCGCAUGCGGGCAGAAAUCCCCCGGGCCCUGAAGAGACGGGGCUCCGUGGACCAGUCACGGCCCCUGAAGAAGGCCUCCCAUUACCAGCCGAACCAGUACAAAAAUCUCAUCGACAAGCUUUUUCGCAGGAAUGAACGUCGCCAGAAGGGGGAGCGAGGUAGCGAGAGCAGCAGCUCUUCAGACGGAGAGGACAGCGCUAUGCCUCCUGCACCUUUUCCUCAAACAUCUACACUGAUUCCCCACGACUUCAGAAGCUACCAUUCCAUUCUGCGCCGGUCCAACCGGGAACACAAAGGUUCUGGAAAGCGAGCACGGCUCAGCCCGCUCGUCCUGCUACUGGACGGAGCGCUGGUCGGAGAACUGGAGACAGUGCAGAGGGCCGUGCAGGAGAUGAACGACCCUAGCCAACCCAAUGAUGAAGGCAUCACUGCUCUUCACAAUGCAAUCUGCGGGGGCCAUUACAAUGUUGUGGAUUUCCUGGUUCGCAUUGGAGCCAAUGUCAGCGCACCAGACAGUCACGGCUGGACUCCUUUGCAUUGUGCAGCCUCUUGUAACGACCGUCCUCUGUGUGAGUUUUUGGUGAGAAAUGGAGCUGCUGUCAUGGCCAUGACACAGAGCGACGGCGCUACUGCGUCCCAGAAGUGCGAUCCUUAUGCUGUCGGGUUUGAGGAGUGUGAGAGCUUCCUUAGGGGUGUGGAGGAAGCCAUGGGGGUGGAGAACAGCGGGGUGCUGUACGCUCUCUGGAGCUACCCAGCUCAGGCAGCCGAUGAGCUGAGCUUCAAAGAGGGAGACAUGGUCACCAUCCUGCAGAAACCGGAAGGGUCGGAUUGGUGGUGGGCCUCUCUCUGCGGCAGGGAGGGCUUCGUUCCAAACAACUACUUCGGGCUUUUCCCAAAAGUUCGGCCAAAAUCUCUCUGCUGAGUGAUCUCUCGAUGAUCAACCCUGGUCAAACUGGUGCAAGGACUGUCUCAAAAAACUAACAGCUUCAUAGUGUUGUUUGAAAGGACUGUGUCUGUGUGAUAAUGAAAAGCAUGUACUGCUGCGGGGCAUGAAAAAUGUUUUUGAUCCGUCAGUCAAGGAGAGUUGAAGGAGAGUUCUCAGUAUUCAUUUUGGCCUCGCUGACAAGGAUGAAUCUUUUUAGAAGACAUCAUUUGUACUGACUCUGCUGUAGGAUAUUUUUUCUAGUAAGGCUACAACUUUGUACUCUGCUAAACCUUUCUGUCAAGCUCUGUCUGUUAUUCCAAAGGUUACAAAAGGGACAUAUUCCCCUGCUGUUUUGCUCCACUGUGUUCCAGUCAGAAGGUGACAUUUCUGACUCAUUAGCUGGAUGGUAAUCAAAAUGCAAACAGUGGCUGUUGGUGUUCUGUCCACUCAUCAGCGAGGUCAAUGUAGCUGUAUGACGGCAGCAAACAUGACCCAUGAUUGCUCAAUUUAGAAAAAGGGCUGCUUCAGUGAGAGCAAAAUCAAUCUAGUCAUUACUGUGAGCAGAGUUGUCUGCUGCUGCAUCAAAGAAGUGAGUAAUCAGGAGUUUCGAUGGAACUUUUAUUGUGUGAAGCAACUUUUUUUAUUCUGUUGAUGGAUCCUAAUAACAACCACAUUCAUGAUUUUUCUAGCCAAAUAUUUUUUUAAGAGGGACGUUUAAUGUUUUCCUGCCAAUUUGGCUGUAGACUUUACAUAUUCUUUUUAAUGACUCGUUUGGAAGAGAUCAUAGGUUUUCUAUGACAGUGAAAUUGGUCUUUUUGUGGAUGUGUGUGUAUUUGAAUUAGUUUUUUUAAUGUUAUCAGUUUUCAGUGUAACACCUUUGUUGCUAGGGACUGCUGUGCACUAAACCUGUAACCCCUCCCAAGGGAGACACAGUGACCAAAUGUUUGAAUAUUCAAUAAAUACAAGUCACUUGCUUUUGGUUUCCGUUGAAA
Morone saxatilis (striped sea-bass) is the source of this 3616-nucleotide messenger RNA. It is a transcript of the gene ppp1r13l, whose product is annotated as protein phosphatase 1, regulatory subunit 13 like. Gene Ontology annotation, molecular function: transcription factor binding. Gene Ontology annotation, biological process: positive regulation of cell differentiation; regulation of transcription by RNA polymerase II. The transcript has 13 exons. The coding region runs from base 195 to 2621 and encodes 808 amino acids. NCBI's taxonomy places the organism in Eukaryota, Metazoa, Chordata, Actinopteri, Moronidae. The record is from RefSeq and is a predicted model, not a curated record.